AUGCUACGCACGCACAAUGAUGCAGAUCUUAAAAGGGACCAUUUUGCUUCGUUCUUGGAAAUUGGAUCUCUUGACGUUAAGUGCAUGCAGGAAAUGCAUCUGGAUACUACAAGCACGUUUGAUGGAUUAAAGAGUAUCUCACCUUCGUCUUUAGAAACGUCCAUGUUUCAACUUUCGCCUAAUUUGAUAAACUCAAUUCCAUUACCAUUGCUUUCUUCGACGCCGAGUCCCAGCAACGCUAGUCCUAUAACUAUGUCACAGCCGCAACCACAUAGUUAUGGAUAUUUUAAUAUUGGCAACGGAAUAUCUGUAACAGACAUGGCACUACAUUCAGGUUUUAUGGGAAAGAAAAAUAUAUAUCAGUCUCAAGAAUUUAGCAAAUUCGACGAAAACUUUAAUAUCCAACAUAAAGAACCAUAUAGAACGACUAAAGCCACAUUGGCCCAAAAUCAACAAAAAAACGAGAUAUCAAAAUCCCUAAAAAUGUUUGCAAUGUUGGCUGCUUGCAAGUAUAGAAAUGAUCCUAUUAAACAUGAUACGGAUUCUUUGGUGGAUGAUGUAAUGCAAGACUUCUAUUGUAAUGGAUAUGUGACAGAUGAAUCGAAUCUCUAUCGACACGGAAAUGAUUCGGUGGAAACUUCAUCACAUAUUGACCAGUAUUAUAGUUCGAAUAAUAACUACAAUAAUGGUGUCGAAAGCAAUUUGAAUUCUAAUAUAAUAAAUGUUGGAACAAGUAACGCAGGUAGUGGUAAUACUAUUCCCAACAACCAUAAUAGCGCAGCUAUUUUUAAUCCGCACUGUUUAAAUCAAAACAUGUGGAAGUUGCAUUUUCACACUCCGUCGCCUUUUUUGGGCAGUGGGAUUAGUUCGCAAGCCGCCCAACACCAUGCAGCAACUGUUGCAGCAGCUGCUGCGAACAUCGAAUAUAACAGCCAAAACAUAAAGAAACUGCAAAAACGCUAUGGGUGUACAAAAUUUGACAAAAUUGCUGCGGUAAAGCAUUGUGUCUUCUGUGAAAACAACCAUGAACCAGAAGCUGUAGUGAAGAGCCAUGCAGUUCGCGAUUCCCUCGGUCGAGUACUAUGUCCGAAGCUGCGCACUUAUGUCUGCCCAAUUUGCAAGGCAUCUGGUGAUAAAGCACAUACUGUUAAAUACUGUCCACAAAAGCCUAUUAUUACAAUGGAAGACGCUGUUAAAGCAGAAUCCUUACGUUUAGCAAAAAGCUCUUAUUAUAAGCAUGGAACGAAAGCGUAGAUAUUUAUAUAAAAACUUUAUAUAUUGUUUUCUCAAGUAACUUUUAAAUUGAUCUGCCCUUCUAACAUGUUUUUUUUUCUGAACAAAAAUUGUGUUUAAAAGGGAGUUAAAUUUCAAAAGCUAAUUGAAGAAACUACCAUAAGUAUGAAAAGAAAAAGUAUCUUGGAAAGAUCGCCAAAAAUUUAGAAUAAAAUUACAUUUUGGAAAUUAUGCGAAUUUAUUACAUAGUCUCCUUUUUAUUGCUCACGAAGAUUUGUUAAUUUUUUCUUACUUAUCGACUUUUCUAUUUUAGUAAAUGUAGUUUUUAAGUAUUUGUACAAGAAAUAUUAUGUACGUUAAACUAUGAGCUAUAUUAUCUUCUAUUGACUUUUAAGUGUACAGUGAAAUAAAGUACACUGCUCACAAUAAUUUUAAAAUAUCGAAAUGAAAGAAUUUUAAUUGCGAACAAUGUGUUUUAACCAAUUUGAAAUGUGUCGAUUUUACUUUUACCGAUUGCAAAGGAACAGAAAUUAAUUAUGGUACUAACUCAAAUCAUCCUCAGUAUUUAUUUUUAAAUAGCUAUAGAGCUAGUUCAUCUACUUGCGUUGAAUUACGAUAGUUUACGUAAAUAUUAUUUGAGAAUUAAUUUGUUCUCGAUUCGAUUUAUGUAUUCAAGUAUUGCGUAUAAUAUUUGUAACUGAAUUCUUAACAUCAAGCAAUUUGGUAUAUUGAAACAUAUUUUUAAUAGAUGACUUCUUA
Molecule: messenger RNA, 1992 nt
Organism: Rhagoletis pomonella (apple maggot)
Lineage: Eukaryota; Metazoa; Arthropoda; Insecta; Diptera; Tephritidae
Gene: nanos
Product: protein nanos
Exons: 4
Coding region: 1-1254 (417 amino acids)
Biological process (GO): negative regulation of translation; oogenesis
Cellular component (GO): perinuclear region of cytoplasm
Molecular function (GO): mRNA binding; zinc ion binding
Source: RefSeq, a predicted model, not a curated record